AGCACCACCGCUACCUCGGCUAGGCCGCUGCGCCCGCCCCGGCCGCCAUGGCUGGGGGCCGCGGGGCCUCUGGACGCGGCCGGGCCGAGCCGCAGGAAAGCUAUUCGCAGCGACAAGACCACGAACUGCAGGCCCUGGAGGCCAUUUACGGCCCGGACUUCCAGGAUCUGCGGCCCGAUGCGCGCGGACGGGUAAAAGAGCCUCCUGAAAUCAAUUUAGUUCUGUACCCUCAGGGCCUAACUGGUGAAGAAGUGUACGUGAAGGUGGACCUGAGGGUUAAAUGCCCCCCAACAUACCCAGAUGUAGUUCCCGAAAUAGAGUUAAAGAAUGCUAAAGGUCUGUCAAAUGAAAGUGUUAAUUUGUUAAAAUCGCACCUGGAAGAACUGGCCAAAAAGCAACGUGGGGAGGUGAUGAUAUUUGAACUAGCACACCACGUGCAGUCAUUUCUCAGUGAGCAUAACAAGCCCCCUCCAAAGUCUUUCCAUGAAGAGAUGCUGGAAAGGCAGGCUCAGGAGAAACAGCAGAGGUUGCUAGAGGCCAGGCGGAAGGAGGAGGAGGAGCAACGGGAAAUCCUCCAUGAAAUUCAGAGAAGGAAAGAGGAGAUCAAAGAGGAGAAGAAGAGGAAGGAGAUGGCUAAGCAGGAACGUUUGGAAAUUGCUAAUUUGCCAAACCAGGAUCCUGUCUCUAAGAGAGACCCAGCAGGACACAGAGCAGCCGCCCUUCUCCACGGAGGCUCUCCCGACGUAGGAAAUGGUAAAGCCCGGGCAAACUCCUCAGGAAGGUCCAGGCGAGAACGUCAGUAUUCUGUCUGUAGUGGUGAAGCCUCUCCCGGCUCGUGUGAAAUGCUGUAUUUCUGUGUGGGUAGCCCUGAUCAGCUCAUGGUGCACAAAGGGAAAUGUGUUGGCAGUGAUGAGCAACUGGGGAAGGUGGUGUACAAUGCUUUGGAAACAGCCACGGGCAGCUUUGUCUUGCUGUAUGAGUGGGUCCUUCAGUGGCAGAAAAAGAUGGGCCCAUUCCUUACCAGUCAAGAAAGAGAGAAGAUCGAUAAGUGCAAAAAGCAAAUUCAAGGAGCAGAAACAGAAUUCAGCUCCCUGGUGAAACUGAGCCAUCCAAAUAUCGUACGCUACUUUGCAAUGAACUCCAGAGAGCAGGAGGACUCCAUCGUGGUAGACAUCUUGGCAGAGCACGUCAGUGGGAUCUCUCUUGCUGCACACCUGAGCCACUCGGGCCCAAUCCCUGUGCAUCAGCUGCGCAAGUACACAGCUCAGCUCCUGGCAGGCCUGGAUUACCUGCACAGCAACUCCGUGGUGCACAAGGUUCUGAGCGCAUCCAGUGUCCUGGUAGAUGCCGAGGGCACUGUAAAGAUAACGGACUACAGCAUCUCUAAGCGUCUGGCAGACAUUUGCAAGGAGGAUGUUUUUGAGCAAACUCGGGUUCGAUUUAGUGACAGUGCCCUGCCUUAUAAAACAGGAAAGAAAGGGGAUGUGUGGCGUCUUGGCCUUCUGCUGCUGUCCCUGAGCCAAGGACAGGAGUGUGGGGAGUACCCCGUGACCAUCCCCACUGACUUACCAGCUGACUUCCAAGAUUUCCUGAAGAAGUGUGUCUGCCUGGACGACAAGGAAAGAUGGAGCCCUCAGCAGUUGCUGAAACACAGCUUUAUAAACCCUCAGCCAAAAAUGCCCUUAGUGGAGCAGAGUCCUGAAGAUUCAGGAGGACAAGAUUAUAUUGAGACCGUCAUUCCCAGCAACCAGCUGCCCAGCGCUUCGUUCUUCAGUGAGACCCAGAGACAGUUUUCCCGAUACUUCAUUGAGUUUGAAGAAUUACAACUUCUAGGGAAAGGAGCUUUUGGAGCCGUCAUCAAGGUGCAAAACAAGCUGGACGGCUGCUGCUAUGCAGUGAAGCGCAUCCCAAUCAACCCCGCCAGCAGGCACUUCCGCAGGAUCAAGGGCGAAGUGACGCUGCUGUCGCGCCUGCACCAUGAGAACAUUGUGCGCUACUACAACGCCUGGAUCGAGCGGCAUGAGCGCCCUGUGGUGCCCGGGACACCACCCCCGGACUGCAGACCCCAGGCCCAGGACAGCCCAGCCGCCUGCGGGAAAGCAGCAGGCGACACAGAGGAGCUGGGCAGCGUGGAGGCCGCAGCACCGCCACCCAUCCUCAGCAGCUCUGUGGAGUGGAGCACAUCCGCAGAGCGCUCCAGCAGCGCCCGCUUCCCUGUCACCGGCCCGGGCUCCAGCAGCGAUGAAGAGGAUGAGGAUGAGCACGAUGGCGUCUUCUCGCAGUCCUUCCUACCUGCUUCAGAUUCUGACAGUGACAUCAUCUUUGACAAUGAAGACGAAAACAGUAAAAGUCAGAACCAGGCUGAAGAAUGCAAUGAGAAGGACAGAUGUCAUGAAAUUGAGCCAUCAGUGACAACUGGUGCUGUGCACUACCUUUAUAUCCAGAUGGAGUACUGUGAAAAGAGCACUCUUCGUGACACCAUUGACCAGGGACUGUUUCGAGACACCAUCAGGCUUUGGAGGCUUUUUCGAGAGAUUCUGGAUGGAUUAGCUUAUAUCCAUGAGAAAGGAAUGAUUCACCGGGAUCUGAAGCCUGUCAACAUUUUUUUGGAUUCUGAUGACCAUGUGAAAAUAGGUGAUUUUGGUUUGGCGACAGACCAUCUAGCCUUCUCGGCUGAUGGUAAACAGGACGACCAGGCAGGCGAUCAUGGGAUUAAGUCAGACCCUUCAGGCCAUCUGACUGGCAUGGUUGGCACUGCUCUCUAUGUGAGCCCUGAGGUCCAAGGAAGCACCAAGUCAGCAUAUAACCAGAAAGUGGAUCUCUUCAGCCUGGGAAUUAUCUUCUUUGAGAUGUCCUAUCACCCCAUGGUGACAGCCUCGGAAAGAAUUUUCGUUCUCACCCGGCUUCGAGAUCCCACUUCGCCCAAGUUUCCAGAGGACUUUGAGGAUGGAGAGCAUACAAAGCAGAAAUCCGUCAUCUCCUGGCUGUUGAACCAUGAUCCAGCAAAACGGCCCACAGCCACAGAACUGCUCAAGAGUGAGCUGCUGCCCCCGCCACAGAUGGAGGAGUCGGAGCUGCAUGAGGUGCUGCACCACACGCUGGCCAACAUAGACGGGAAGGCCUACCGCACCAUGAUGGGCCAGAUCUUCUCCCAGCGCAUCUCCCCUGCCAUAGACUACACCUACGACAGUGACAUCCUGAAGGGCAACUUCCUAAUUCGUACAGCCAAGAUUCAGCAGCUUGUAUGUGAAACCAUCAUCCGCAUCUUUAAAAGGCAUGGAGCUGUCCAGCUGUGUACCCCACUGCUGCUUCCCCGAAAUAGGCAAAUAUAUGAGCACAAUGAAGCUGCUGUGUUCAUGGACCACAGCGGCAUGCUGGUGAUGCUUCCCUUCGACCUGCGGGUCCCUUUUGCAAGAUAUGUGGCAAGAAAUAACAUACUGAAUUUAAAACGAUACUGCAUAGAGCGCGUGUUCAGACCUCGCAAGUUAGACCGAUUUCACCCCAAAGAGCUCCUGGAAUGUGCAUUUGAUAUCGUCACGUCUACCACCAACAGCUCGCUGCCCACUGCCGAAACCAUCUACACAAUCUAUGAAAUCAUCCAGGAGUUUCCCGCGCUUCAGGAAAGAAAUUACAGCAUUUACUUGAACCAUACAAUGUUGCUGAAGGCAAUUCUCCUACACUGUGGGAUUCCUGAAGAUAAACUUAGUCAGGUCUACGUUAUUUUGUAUGAUGCUGUGACUGAGAAGCUGACAAGGAGAGAGGUGGAAGCUAAAUUUUGUAACCUGUCAUUGUCUUCUAAUAGCCUCUGUCGCCUCUACAAGUUCAUCGAGCAGAAGGGGGACUUGCAAGACCUAACCCCAACAAUCAACUCACUCAUAAAACAGAAAACAGGCGUUGCCCAGCUGGUGAAGUAUAGCUUAAAAGACCUGGAGGAAGUGGUCGGGCUGCUGAAGAAGCUGGGCGUGAAGUUACAGGUCUCCAUCAACCUAGGCUUGGUCUACAAGGUGCAGCAGCACACCGGCAUCAUCUUCCAGUUCCUGGCAUUCAGCAGACGCAGGCAGAGGGCUGUGCCUGAAAUCCUUGCAGCUGGUGGCAGAUAUGACCUGCUGAUUCCCAAGUUCCGAGGCCCACAGGCUCUGGGGCCAGUCCCCACUGCUGUCGGCGUCAGCAUAGCCAUAGACAAGAUAUUCGCCGCCGUCCUCAACAUGGAAGAGCCUGUUACAGUAAGCUCCUGUGACCUCCUGGUUGUCAGUGUUGGCCAGAUGUCCAUGUCCAGAGCCAUCAACCUAACCCAGAAACUCUGGACAGCGGGAAUCACUGCAGAGAUCAUGUAUGACUGGUCACAGUCUCAAGAAGAGUUACAGGAGUACUGCAGACAUCAUGAAAUCACCUAUGUGGCCCUGGUCUCUGAUAAAGAAGGAAGCCAUGUUAAGGUCAAGUCCUUUGAGAAGGAGAGGCAAACAGAGAAGCGUGUAUUGGAAUCAGAUCUUGUGGAUCAUGUUAUGCAGAAACUGAGGACCAAAGUCAGCGACGAAAGGAACAUCAGAGAAGCUUCUGAUAAUCUUGCUGCACAAACUCUGAAGGGGUCGUUUUCUAAUGCUUCAGGUUUGUUUGAAAUCCACGGAACAACGGUAGUCCCCACCGUGAGUAUUCUAUCCCCAGAAAAGCUGUCAGCUAGCACCAGGAGGCGGCACGAGAUUCAGGUACAAACCCGACUUCAGACUACCCUUGCCAAUUUACAUCAGAAAAGCAGUGAAAUUGAAAUUUUGGCUGUGGAUCUACCCAAAGAAACAAUCUUACAGUUUUUAUCAUUAGAGUGGGAUGCUGAUGAACAGGCAUUUAACACAACUGUGAAGCAGCUGUUGUCACGCCUACCAAAGCAGAGAUACCUCAAACUCGUCUGUGAUGAAAUUUAUAACAUCAAAGUUGAAAAGAAGGUGUCAGUAUUGUUCCUGUACAGCUACAGAGAUGACUACUACAGAAUCCUGUUUUGACCUUGAAGAACUGUUGCUGCAUUGCUCAAAUGGACAGGGGCUUAUACUGGAAUAAUGGAAUGUUGUACAUUCAAUUUAUUUUAACUUAAAAUUCUAAUAAGCUGUCCUACAAAGUUGAGCUUUGUAGGUUUUUCAUGUAUAUUAUAAAUUUAUCUUUUUUGGAUAUAAUAAAUGCUUUCAUAUAUAAAUUUA
Molecule: messenger RNA, 5186 nt
Organism: Peromyscus eremicus (cactus mouse)
Lineage: Eukaryota; Metazoa; Chordata; Mammalia; Rodentia; Cricetidae
Gene: Eif2ak4
Product: eukaryotic translation initiation factor 2 alpha kinase 4
Exons: 39
Coding region: 48-4994 (1648 amino acids)
Biological process (GO): regulation of translational initiation by eIF2 alpha phosphorylation; DNA damage checkpoint signaling
Molecular function (GO): protein binding; eukaryotic translation initiation factor 2alpha kinase activity; ATP binding
Source: RefSeq, a predicted model, not a curated record